AUGUCAUCUGAUAAACCCCGACUUACACAUGAUGAUUAUACUGUGGCUUGGAUCUGCCCUCUUGUUGUCGAGCAGACCGCUGCAAUAGUCAUGUUGGACAGUGAACAUGAACGUCUGCCACAGCCGCCCAGUGACCACAAUGUCUACACGCUUGGAAGCAUCAACGGGCAUAACGUUGUGAUUGCUGGCCUCCACACCCCUGGCAAUAACCCUGCGGCCGUCGUCGCGACGCAGAUGAGAAACACCUUCCCGCAGCUCAGAUUCGGUGUGCUGGUCGGCAUAGGCGGUGGCGUACCGACCAAGUCUGAACAGGGAGACAUUCAUCUGGGACAUGUGGUCGUCAGCCAACCGGUAGGCGAGCACUCAGGGGUAAUCCAAUACGAUCACGGCAAAGCCCAAGUCGGCCAGUUUCGACACACCGGCUACCUGGCUCCGCCGCCAGCAGUAUUACUCAAUGCCGCUCGAGAAAUGGACAUAAGGCGUGCAAUUGCGCCGGAGGAUCCGGUUCUCAAUCACCUUUUGCGUAUCAACACCGGUCUUAAGCGACUGCGGAUAUAUAAAUUUCCUGGGGUUGAACAGGACCGCCUGUUCAAAGCAGAUUAUGUCCACCGUGACCCGAAUGCUUCCUGCCGGAAGUGUGGAUGCGAAUCGGACUUCAUUGUGGAUCGUCACGCUGACGACAGCGAUAAUUACAGCGAUGAUGAAGACAGCAUAUCCGAUCAAGCCGAACAACUCGUGGUACAUAGGGGGACGAUUGCCGCCGGGGAACUAGUGAUCAGACAUGGCCAGCUGAGAGACGAACUAGCAAAGCAGUAUGGUAUCCUCUGUUUUGAGAUGGAGGCUGCCGGGGCUUUGGCCGACUUCCCUUGCCUUGUUAUUCGAGGUAUCGCGGACUAUUCGGACUCGCAUAAGAAUGAUCGGUGGCACGGUUACGCGGCAGCAGCAGCAGCAGCCUAUGCUCGUGAGCUAUUCUUCCACAUGCCUGUGGAUGAGGUGAAGCAAGUCAAAAUAGCCGAACACGACGUGGAUCAAAUGAUUCAUCAAGUUGAAGGCCUCGCUCAAGAUAAUCAAUACAAUAAGAUAUGCGAAUGGCUUAGCCCCCCUGAUCCCUCGGUCAAUCUGAGCAAAGCACUCAAGGAGCGACACAUAGGAACGGGUUCUUGGUUUAUCCAGAGCCCACAAUUCGGAGAGUGGAUAUCUGGGACGCGUCAAAACCUCUGGCUACAUGGGAUUCCAGGUUGCGGAAAGACCGUUCUGAGCGCGACAACGAUAGAGCACCUCACUCAACAACUCAAACCUACUCAUGAUGUUCUUUAUUACUUUUUCGAUUUCAACGAUGUCGACAAGCAGUCAUGUGACAAUCUCAUCCGCUCUCUUAUUUCACAGUUGUAUUCGCGAUGUGAGAAUUCUCGGAAGGAGCUGGAUAAGCUAUGUUUGUCCUGCAACAAUGGCCGACAACAGCCGUCAUACGAAUCUCUUGUCACCACAUUCCUGCGGAUUGUGAGAGUUGAAGAAAUUCGGAUCGUUUUAGAUGCUCUCGAUGAAUGCAGAGCAAGACCCGAUCUUUUUUUGUUAAUGGAAAGUCUCGCAAACUCCGGUUGUUCCGUCCUCGCCACCAGUCGGAAAGAAGAGGAUGUUGAAUCAGAAAUUAGGCGCUGGAUGCACCAGGACAAUAUCAUUCCAAUCCAAAAUGGUGCUGUAGACGAAGACAUUCGCGCAUAUGUCCAUGCCCGACUUCAAUAUGAUCGAGGAUUUGAGAGGUGGCGCUCGAGGCCACAGGUGCAAGAAGAGAUUGAGACGGAACUUAUGAGGAAAGCCGAUGGAAUGUUCAGAUGGGCUACAUGCCAACUUGAUAUUCUGGAAAAGUGUCCGAAUCUGCCAAAACUCCGGGAGUCGCUCAGGUCUCUCCCAAAGACGCUAGAGGAGACGUACGGUCGAAUAUUGGCCAACAUUGACGAGAUCUAUCGAGAUUAUGCGAUCAGGAUUCUGCAAUUCCUUACUUACUCGGAACGACCCCUCACAAUAGAAGAAGUCGUUGAUGCUUUGGUGGUUGACCCCGAUGGGGACAUCCCGUUUGAUCCCGAAGAUAGGAUGCCAGAGCCCCGAGAUAUUAUGAGAAUAUGUCCAAGUCUAAUCACCCUCGUGGUAAGGACAGAGGAGGACUAUCUAGAAUACGACGAUCCAAAAUAUGUGACGGUGCUUCAGUUGGCGCACUUCUCUGUACAGCAAUAUCUCGUGUCAACAAGAAUUGCAGCAACCUUCCCAGUGAACAUGGCCGAGGUUGACGCAAAGGCAACUAUUACAAGACGUCGUCCGGCCCAUGAGCUCACGAUACAGUUUCCGCUAUCGACUGUAGAGAUUGAAGAAGUGAAAAAGGAAGCAUACGCAGUCUGGGGAGACCUAUUUGACCCAAAGCAAUGGUGGACUAAAGGCCUGUUCCAACUUCCUUUGGCAUCUCCACUGUACUACAUAUCUCUAUCAGAAGUCGAUGUCGAUGCCCAGGGUGGAAGAGGUAAUAAGGAAACUGUGGAGAUACUACUGGAUAACGGAGCUGAUGCAGCUUCUUUGGAAGGCCACAGGGACAUUGUAGAGAUACUACUGGAUCACGGAGCUGAUGCUAAUACAGCUUCUUUUAAAGCUGAUGCUAAUGCACAGGAAGGAGUGUAUGGCACUGCUCUCCAGGCAGCUUCUUUUGAAGGCCACAGGGAUAUUGUGAAGAUACUACUAGAUAAGUAUGGCACUGCUCUCCAGAUGCUACUGAAUAGCGGAGCUGAUGCUAAUGCACAGGGAGGAGAGUAUGGCACUGCUUUCCAGGCAGCUUCUUUUAAAGGCCACAGGGAUAUUAUGGAGAUGCUACUGGAUAGCGGAGCGGAGAUCAAUGCCAAAGGGGGGGAAUAUGGCACUACUCUUCAGGCAGCUUCUGCUAAGGGCCUUAAGUAA
Aspergillus campestris IBT 28561 is the source of this 2940-nucleotide messenger RNA. RefSeq names its product purine and uridine phosphorylase. Gene Ontology annotation, molecular function: catalytic activity; protein binding. Gene Ontology annotation, biological process: nucleoside metabolic process. NCBI's taxonomy places the organism in Eukaryota, Fungi, Ascomycota, Eurotiomycetes, Eurotiales, Aspergillaceae. The record is from RefSeq and is a predicted model, not a curated record. The transcript has 14 exons. Bases 1 to 2940 code for a protein of 979 amino acids.